CACUCGGUGCGCCCGGACGUAUUUGUGUGGUGCACGCGCACCGAUCCUAGAAUGGAGGAGCAGGAGAUGCAGAUAAAGGUGAAAAAAGUCACAGACAAGUUUACUGAGAGUAUGUAUGUCCUUGCUAAUGAGCCAUCAGUGGCUCUAUACAGACUGCAGGAGCAUGUCCGCCGGUCUCUUCCAGAACUUGCUCAGCACAAGGCUGAUAUGCAGAACUGGGAGGAGCAAAGUCAAGGAUCAAUAUACACAGUGGAGUAUGCAUGCAGUGCCGUCCGCAGUAUGACAUUUAGCAGUGUGCAUUUCAAGAGCAUCGAGGGGCUUCUGAAACGGGCUGCCAACUUAAAGCACCAACUGAAUGCCGUGCAAGGUCGAAGGUAGCUUGGCGUGAAUUUGCCCUGCGCACCGUGGAUCAGCACUGAACACCAAGAAGAGGGGCUUUCAUCACAAAAAAAAUGAGAAAAAAAAAACCCUUGACUGCUUCUGCACUUAACUAUACAGUUAUAUUCCUUUGAUUUGUGUGUCUGCAAGAAAUGCCUUUCAACGUUUUAUUGUGGGACUUUGGAAGUUAUAGACAGGGGAAUAUAUCCAACCAUUGGAAGUAAAUUUACACCGUGUAUAUGGAUCAUUCCAGGGAGUUAUAGAAACGGUUCAUAUAGAGAAUUUUUGGUAUCUAAAGGAAUGCAUUUGGGUCUGUAAGGUAGAUGAAUUGAGAGAGAUAAUCAAUAUACUUUGGGAGUACUUUGCAUCAAUUAUCCACUGAUAAAGGAUGGUUUAUUUUGUUACACAAAUAUAUACAGUUGUGACAAUAAGAACAAAUACAAAGUAUGACAAGGUAAGUUAGGAUUGACAAGAAUGUGUUAAUGGGGCAAAUGUAGUUCCCGCUAUGGCACUUUAUAUUGUAGCAUCAGGUGAACAUAUGGCUCUUCUCGG
Spea bombifrons (plains spadefoot toad) is the source of this 930-nucleotide messenger RNA. It is a transcript of the gene BORCS8, whose product is annotated as BLOC-1 related complex subunit 8. Gene Ontology annotation, cellular component: BORC complex. The transcript has 4 exons. The coding region runs from base 52 to 378 and encodes 108 amino acids. The record is from RefSeq and is a predicted model, not a curated record. Lineage: Eukaryota; Metazoa; Chordata; Amphibia; Anura; Pelobatidae.